Papilio polytes (common Mormon) is the source of this 1372-nucleotide messenger RNA. RefSeq names its product dopamine N-acetyltransferase-like. NCBI's taxonomy places the organism in Eukaryota, Metazoa, Arthropoda, Insecta, Lepidoptera, Papilionidae. The transcript is spliced from 5 exons. The record is from RefSeq and is a predicted model, not a curated record. Bases 234 to 896 code for a protein of 220 amino acids. Gene Ontology annotation, molecular function: N-acetyltransferase activity.
UCUUAUGAAAAGGAAAAUCAACACCAUACCUCAACAUAGUACCUAUAUUUAUCUCAAACCGUUAUAACACAGGCGUACGCCAAGUCAACUGGUUGAGUCCUGGACAAGCCGUCGUGUUAUUUUGCACUAAUUCUUGUUUAAAAUUUUUAUUCAAACAAAUACAAAUAAAAGUGCAUCCAUACGUAUUUAUUACAUUGGAACGCAGUAAAACGUAUUCAACUAUUGCUUCAAAUAUGUCUCAAACGCGUGAGUUCACAGUGAAACCCCUACUUAUGGAGGAUCGUGAUGAGGUCUUGAAACUACUGAAAAGAACAUUUUUCAUCGAUGAACCAUUGAACAAGAAGAUCCAGCUAUGCCCGAACGGAGAGUGCGCCGAGCUGGAGGAGUUCUGUAUGUCACCACUACACGAGGGAUUGUCAUUCAAAGCAGUUGACAGCAAGGGGAAAAUCGUCGGAGUCCUAAUAAAUGAGACGUGUCCACUUACUGAUAAAAUCGGCGUCGCAUUAUACGAGAAGGCAGAAGCAAGCAAAGAUUCUAAAUUCAAGAAGAUACUACAUAUACUAGCGAAACGAGAAGAAGGCUCACGACUCUGGGAGAAGUUUCCAAAUGACGACAAAUUAGUGGAAGUUAAAGUCGCGGCUACAGAUCCCGACUGGAGAAAUAAAGGAAUCUUAGUCGCCUUGGUCGAAGAAACUGAGAAGUUACUACGACAACGUGGGGUGAGACUUGCCCGCUUGGACUCAUCUAGUGAGUUCUCAGCGAGGGCGGCUGAGAGACAUAACUUUACCUGUUACUACAAAGCGCGGUAUACAGACAUCAAGAUGGCCGGCGAACCUCUCAUAGUACCCGACCCACCGCACGUUUACGAUCGCGUCUUUGUUAAGGAGUUAUUCUAGAUUUAGUCAGUCCUACCAAAUCCUUGUUAAUUCAUAACAACCCAACAUGUAAAAAAUGUCAUGGACAUAUCGGAUUUUGUUACUCUAUAUGGCAGUGACGUGAUUUUCAAGCUAUUUGAGCCUCUAUCAGCCAAUGGUGGGACAGGUCCUUAUUCUUUUUAUAACAAAUAGUAUAAUAAGCCCGAUUUUUUCUAUAACAUUAAGGAACUAUUUAAUAAAUUAAAUAAAAUUGUCCGAGAUCUAUUGCAGGGUCUAUCACGAAUGUUUACGUCAAUUCUCGAACGUAUUCGUAACGAUUCAUUUGUUUUCCACUUGUACAAAAACAUUGUUAUCCUUUUAAUUGUACUCAAAAAACCGAAAUAACAAUAAUGAAUUUUAUAACUGGUUUAUGAAUUCGGUUCCACACACCUUCGGGCGAAAAUUAUUUAUUUUUCAUAAAUUAUGUUACUAACAUUUACUAAAAAAAAUAUAUUGUA